Messenger RNA from Diospyros lotus (date-plum), 1270 nucleotides. RefSeq lists its product as uncharacterized. The coding region runs from base 79 to 984 and encodes 301 amino acids. The transcript has a single exon. The record is from RefSeq and is a predicted model, not a curated record. Lineage: Eukaryota; Viridiplantae; Streptophyta; Magnoliopsida; Ericales; Ebenaceae.
AAAUAUAUAAUCCCCACAACAAGGCAGUGGUUGCCCCCAUCGUUCCAUCUCACCCUCUCUCUGAAAAAUCUCAAGCAGAUGGAAGACGACGCAGAGCAGCAGCAGCCGCUGUCGUUUUGCCCUAGCUUCAACAGCUACUCAUCCGUCAGGUUCGCCGGAAUCGCCGACGAAGUCGCCGCCGGAGGCUCUGGCGGAGCCGCCGAAGCCGAAGUAACAGUACUCCAGGAGAGAGCUGCUGCGGCCGGCGCCGCUGAUGAAGAGGACGACUUCGAAUUCGCUUUUGCGCGCGGCGACGAUCCUGAUGUUACCGCGGAAGAGAUUUUUCCUGGAGGUCAGGUUCGUCAUGUUUUCCCAAUCUUCAAUCGCGAUCUUGUGGUUCGCGAUGACGAGCGCAGUCGUGGUGCUGGCGCUGGCGCUGGCGCUGAUAAGCUUGAUGUUUCGACUCUACGACUUCCGUUGAAGCAGUUGUUCAGCGAGGACCGUGACGAUCGCGAUCCUCCGUCGUCGUCGUCCUCCGACGCGGACGAAUUGGAAGGCGUGCCGGAGGGAACGUACUGCGUGUGGAGGCCGAAAGUCGUUGAGGCCUCGCCUGGUAGAUGCAAGAAGAGUCAUUCGACUGGAUCGUCAUCAAAGAGAUGGAAGUUCCGGGAUUUGCUCCGGCGAAGCAAUAGCGAAGGGAAGGACGCCUUCGUGUUCUUGACUCCGAAGAAUAGAGACCAGAAGGCUGACAGACCCGAGGGAACUGAGGUUCCCAAGCAAAGGCGAAACUCCGCCGACGGCUUCAAGGCUUCCGGGAAGACGAAGGCGAAGGGACUCGCCACCGGUGGGGAAAAGGCGUCUUCAUCCGCUCACGAAGCGUUCUACGUGCGGAAUCGAGCUUCGAAAGAAGGAGACAAGAGAAAAUCGUAUCUCCCGUACAGGCAAGACCUCGUCGGCUUCUUUGCGAACGUCAAUGGAUUGGGAAGAAACUUCCCUCCGUUCUGAAGAGACUCCAUUUUUGCUCUGUUAGAGUCUAUACAUACACAUACAUAUAACAUAUAUAUGCCAUAUUUACAAAUCCAUAUCCAAUCGCUACUUCUCUUUUUCUCUGUAAAUAAUCUGCUGUUCAAUUAUUUCUUAGAUUAAUUAAGAGUGUAUCUUAAGACAGUCGAUGAUAGUAGUCCAUCGAUCAUCAUUCUAUUUUCCAGCUCUCGUUUUAAGUCGGUUGUAAGGCGGACAAGAUGAGAUGAGAAGGAAUUGAAAGCCUUGUCAGAGUGUAUUUAUUUUCCAA